Penicillium maclennaniae is the source of this 504-nucleotide messenger RNA. RefSeq lists its product as uncharacterized. Bases 1 to 504 code for a protein of 167 amino acids. Lineage: Eukaryota; Fungi; Ascomycota; Eurotiomycetes; Eurotiales; Aspergillaceae. The record is from RefSeq and is a predicted model, not a curated record. The transcript has 2 exons.
AUGAAUGUCGGUCAGGAGAGCACUCUUCAGGGCCGUUUUCAGGCCUUGAUAUUUAUGGUUGUCAACCUGGUUCUGCAGUACCACCAACACCAAGGCGAGCCCGAUGCUGUGCUCAUCAAUCAAGCUUUUCAAAUAAAAGCAGUAGGAGAGAUCAAGACUUGGUGGAUUGACGCCCACCAACUGGGACAAUCCCUACCAGAAACGGCGUGGCUGCGACGCAUUCUUGCUCAGCCCGUGGAUUAUAUGCUGGAACACCAAUGCAAGUAUGGUUUCAUUACUACGUACGAAGAGAGCAUCUUUCUACGCCAAGUCAAAUACAGUGAUGGGACCUGGGGUAUUGAGCACUCUCCACUGGACUCGGGAUUCGACCUGGCCCGCGUUUCGACAUCUGGUGAAGCUGUAUUGUCGACAAGACAGUGUUUUUAUCACUUUUCCUGUGCGGCAGAGCAGAAUGGCGACGUGAAUAAUCCUACUCCGCGUAAGGACUGGAUAAAGGAGCUGUAA